Messenger RNA from Chiloscyllium plagiosum (whitespotted bambooshark), 918 nucleotides. Its product is annotated as protein SPMIP1. Lineage: Eukaryota; Metazoa; Chordata; Chondrichthyes; Orectolobiformes; Hemiscylliidae. The record is from RefSeq and is a predicted model, not a curated record.
CUGUAACUUUGCAGUGCCAGUUGUAGUAUACGAUCACAAUCAAAAGCAAAGCUACUUUUGUUCAGCUUAAAAUUGUUUCCUUAUCAAAUUAACGAACAGCGAUGAAACAUUUGUUUGACACUCGCACACAGAAGUGCUGGACAGAACUUAUAGAGAAAGAAGCCUACACCCGAAUAGCCUGGAAAGACAAAUAUGGGGUCAAAUAUUCCAGGGUUCCACCUGUCAUUCCCAACAAGAAGAGUGAAGUUCCCAAACAAACUGCCAGGAAUUAUAGUCUUCCAGCGAUUCAAAUUCCAAGACAGCAAGAAGAAAGAAAGAAGCAAGUUCAGAAAACACCUUCAAAACCUGAGGAGUUUCCGGAGAUGCGGCCUGUAACUCCUCAAAUUCAAGCUUUAUUAUAUGAUGGCUUUUCGAAAGAACAGAAAGGCAGGUAUCUGUAUCUGGAAAAGAGGAAGGCAAAACACCCUGAGGAAAAAUUCCAGUAUCCUAUUCUAUCCUCCUGGGAGUACGGUUGGAGACAGGGUGAUGUCAUCGAGGAACUCCAGUUACCAGUUCAUGGUCGAUUGAGGACUGUAGAUAAUACUUUCUAUUCAAGAAAUGGUGUCUUCUACAAGCCAUCUGCAACAGAUGCUCUUGCUAAGCUAAACUGAGAACAGGGAAAAUAUUCCCGCAAUAAUAUUUCCAGUAACACCCUGUUUUCUCUCUCUCUAAAUUAUCUCUGAAAUAAUUCCCGAGAGCUUUUGAUCACUGAAAUUUUCUGAAAUGUUUCUGAUUUACCAUCGAUUGGUUAAAUGAUUGAUUACCAAACUGCAGCAUUUGUUAGUUUUUUUUAAUGUCUGUCAGUCAUGUUGUUCAUGUGCUUCAAAUGUUGCAGUAUUGUGAGGCGAUAUAGUAUACUAAUGUUUACAGUCUGAGCUG